GGCGGGCUGCGGCCGGGGGGCCCUGCGCCCCCCCGGAGCACGUAGGAGCCGGGCUGGGGUACCCAGCAGACACACAGAGGAGGCCUGGGAGAAGUAAAUAACUUCCUCGACUAGUACGUCCGUUUCCAUAUGCAUGGAUAUCACCUGAAUUUUCUUACAAGAGCUUAAAUUGUGUGUCAGCUUACCCUAAAAAUGAGUGGCUCCAAACCUGAUAUUCUGUGGGCCCCGCACCACGUCGACAGAUUUGUUGUAUGCGAUUCGGAAUUGAGCCUUUAUCACAUUGACUCUGCUGUAAGCUCAGACCUCAAGGCAGGGUCCUUGCGGUUAUCGGAAGAAACUACAGCUACACUGUUGUCAAUAAAUUCAGAUACACCAUAUAUGAAAUGUGUGGCUUGGUAUCCAAAGUAUGAUCCUGAAUGUCUCCUUGCUGUUGGACAGGCCAAUGGUCGAGUGGUGCUUACUAGCCUUGGUCAAGAUCACAACUCAAAAUCUAAAGAUUUGAUAGGCAAAGAAUUUGUUCCCAAACAUGCACGGCAGUGCAAUACCCUUGCAUGGAACCCACUAGAUAGUAAUUGGCUUGCUGCCGGGUUAGAUAAACAUCGAGCUGACUUUUCAGUAUUGAUCUGGGAUAUCAGUAGCAAAUAUGCUCCAGAGACUGCAGUUGCUACAGAGAAAGUAAGACUUUCAGCAGGAGAUCCAGAAGCAGGACUGGUAGUAACAAAGCCACUGUAUGAAUUAGGACAGAACGAUGCUUGUCUCUCUCUCUGUUGGCUUCCACGGGAUCAGAAGCUGCUUUUAGCUGGAAUGCAUCGAAAUCUGGCUAUCUUUGAUCUGCGGAACACAAGCCAAAAAAUAUUUGUAAACACCAAGGCUGUCCAAGGAGUGACUGUUGAUCCCUAUUUCCACGAUCGUGUAGCUUCCUUCUAUGAAGGCCAGGUUGCCAUAUGGGAUUUAAGAAAGUUUGAAAAGCCUGUUUUGACCUUGACAGAGCAACCAAAACCUUUAACAAAAGUCACGUGGUGUCCGACAAGAACUGGACUGUUAGCUACCCUAACAAGGGAUAGUAAUAUCAUUAGACUGUAUGACAUGCAGCAUACUCCCACCCCCAUUGGAGAUGAAACUGAGCCAACAAUAAUUGAAAGAAGUGUCCAGCCAUGUGAAAACUACAUUGCUUCGUUUGCCUGGCAUCCCACAAGUCAAAAUCGAAUGGUAGUAGUGACUCCCAACAGGACUAUGUCUGACUUCACAGUUUUUGAAAGAAUUUCUCUUGCAUGGAGUCCAGUGACAUCCUUAAUGUGGGCUUGUGGGCGACAUUUAUAUGAGUGUACAGAAGAAGGAAAGGCUAGUUCCUUGGAAAAAGACAUAGCAACCAAAAUGCGGCUCAGAGCUCUGUCAAGGUAUGGUCUUGAUACUGAACAGGUUUGGAGAAAUCACCUACUAGCUGGAAAUGACGAUCCUCAGCUGAAGUCGCUUUGGUACACUCUGCAUUUUAUGAAGCAGUAUACUGAAGAUAUGGAUCAAAAACUUACAGGAAACAAAGGUCCCUUAGUUUAUGCUGGCAUUAAAUCAAUUGUGAAGUCGUCUUUGGGAACAACAGAGAACCUCAGGCACAGCAGGAGUGGAUCUGAUAGACAGGCAGAUAUUAUUCAGUAUCUGAGUGAGGAGAGAUCCUUGGCUUUGCAGCUCUGUGGGUGGAUAAAGAAGGGAACAGACUUAGAUGUGGAACCUUUUUUGAAUUCGUUGGAACAGGAAGGAGACUGGGAGCGAGCUGCUGCUGUAGCACUUUUCAACUUGGACAUACGGCGAGCAAUACAAAUUCUAAAUAAAGGGGCUUCCUCGGGAAAAGGUGAUCUGAACCUAAAUGUAGUAGCAAUGGCUUUAUCAGGCUACACAGAUGAGAAGAACUCACUUUGGAGAGAAAUGUGCAGUACUCUAAGACUGCAAUUGAACAAUCCCUACUUGUGUGCUAUGUUUGCUUUCCUGACAAGUGAGUCAGGUUCAUAUGAUGGUGUUUUGUAUGAAAAUAACGUAGCUGUAAGAGACAGAGUGGCAUUUGCUUGCAAGUUCCUCAAUGACGCUCAGUUGAACAGGUUUAUUGAAAAGUUGACAAAUGAAAUGAAAGAUGCUGGAAAUUUGGAGGGAAUACUGUUAACAGGGCUGACAAAAGAUGGAGUUGACUUGAUGGAAAGUUACGUUGACAGAACUGGAGAUGUCCAGACAGCAAGCUAUUGCAUGCUACAGGGUUCUCCAUCAGAUGUACUUAAGGAUGAGAGGGUUCAGUACUGGAUCGAGAACUACAGGAAUCUUUUAGAUGCUUGGAGAUUUUGGCAUAAACGUGCAGAAUUUGAUAUCCAUAGGAGUAAGCUGGAUCCCAGUUCAAAACCUUUAGCCCAGGUGUUUGUGAGUUGCAAUUUCUGUGGAAAAUCAAUUUCAUACAGCUGUUCAGCUAUCCCUCAUCAGGGGCGAGGUUUUAGCCAAUAUGGAGUUAGUGGUUCACCUACUAAGUCAAAAGUUACAAGCUGUCCUGGUUGCCGUAAACCCCUUCCUCGCUGUGCACUUUGCUUGAUAAAUAUGGGAACACCAGUUUCCAGCUGUCCAGGAGGAUCCAAGUCAGAUGAAAAAGUGGAUCUUAGCAAAGACAAGAAGUUAGCCCAGUUCAACAACUGGUUUACUUGGUGUCACAACUGUAGGCAUGGUGGACAUGCUGGGCAUAUGCUUAGCUGGUUCAGGGACCAUACAGAGUGCCCAGUUUCUGCCUGCUCUUGUAAGUGUAUGCAGCUGGAUACAACAGGGAAUCUCAUUCCAGCAGAGACUGUCCAGGCGUAAAUAUUGUCCGAAAAUGUGGGGCUCUAAUGGAUGUCCAUCAUAGUCCAAGCAUGGAUUUUGGAUGAAGGUCACUUGUGACUUAAUGACUGUGAAAAAAUAAAUUGCUGUCAGAUUAGUAAAAUUCUGUGUGUAUGACUGUGCUUGGUAGAAACAGGUAUUCCUGUAAUGAGCCUCUGGGUAUCGUCUGUGGUCCUUGUUCAGAGGAUUGAAGCAGUUCAGUUCAAAAGCACUCCUGGAACUGUGGACUCUUUGGAUUUGCUAAAAUCCAAAGAACUUUUAAUAAAGUUUUCAGGGUAAUGCUGAUCAGCCCUGCUACUUGUUUUCCAAACAAAGCAGUGUUUAUAUGCUGUGAAAAGUGGGCCUUUAAAAAAAAAAACAACAAACAAACCAAAACACCUGAAGAGUGUUCUUCAGAAGAUUAGUCAUGCUGUGGAUUCCUCUGUUCAUUGUUUGAUCACUCUUUCUUGUAUGCAAACCAUUGUUUCCUCCUAAAUUCAUUCAGAGUGCCACUCCUAAUUGUAUUCUAAAGGUUUUUAUUUUAAAGAAAAAUCAAUUUAUUUCUAUUCCCUGAUUUUGUUAAUUGUAAAGCAUUAUCUUUGCAAUUCAAGGUCUUACUUAAUUUACUUGCAUACCUAGCUGAUGUGAAUUUUAAGAAUUUGGGGGGUUUGUCUCCUAGCGAUGUCUGUGUCCUAAAGGAGAGUUCCCUGAAGAGUCACAUAUCUUUUGUGCAGUGUGCAGGUAAACUGUAGGAAGUUUGAUUGAUUGAUUUUUAAUGUAGUACUAUGAAGAUCUGAAAUUUUAAGGACCGGAGACUUGUAAAUAUUUAAGUUUUAAACUACAUGCUGAGUUUUGACUACAAAAAUAUUUAAGACUUUUGGAUAAUCAACAUUUUCCUGUACUUCUGAAAUAUGCUGGGAAGUGUGAAAUCAACUGAUAUAAAUCCUGCUUCUGGUCACUAGCUGGCACCAGUCUGCUCCCAAAACGCUGCACAUUAUUAGGUCAUUGACCAGAAGUAGUUUUAGAUAUGUUACCAGCUGGAAUUCAGAUUAUUUAUUAACUUGAGAGAGAGUCAAUGAUAUUUUGCUAAUAUUGUGCUAGGAGUUCAUCAGUAUUGUUGUCCUUGAUUUUGUAGGCAACAAAAUUGACACAAAUUAAGGGAAAAAAAAA
Messenger RNA from Athene cunicularia (burrowing owl), 3993 nucleotides. It is a transcript of the gene MIOS, whose product is annotated as meiosis regulator for oocyte development. Gene Ontology annotation, biological process: positive regulation of TORC1 signaling; cellular response to amino acid starvation. Gene Ontology annotation, cellular component: cytoplasm. NCBI's taxonomy places the organism in Eukaryota, Metazoa, Chordata, Aves, Strigiformes, Strigidae. Gene Ontology annotation, molecular function: protein binding. The transcript has 11 exons. Bases 193 to 2826 code for a protein of 877 amino acids. The record is from RefSeq and is a predicted model, not a curated record.